AAAUAAAAGGAAGUAGGAUUGGUGGGAAGCUGUCUACGUUAGAGAGACGAGAAGGUUGUGCUUUGUAAAAUGGAAGUCAAAGAUGGGUCUUUUGAGUUUGUUUUAUGAGAAAAUGAAAGAAUCAUAGCUCUCAACAGGGCUGUCCACACUUUUACUCUCUCUUUCUCUCUCUCUCAUUCAUGGCAGGACUUUCAGAUUGAUAAUUGGGGCCUUUCAGAGAUGAAGGAACUGUUUGGGAGCCCAGGGAAGCUGAGUGGGUUUGCUCUCAGAAUCGGCCAGUUCUCUUUUGCUGCUGCAUCCAUUGGGGUUAUGGUCUCUGUCCCUGGCUUCUUCGACUCCACUGCUUUCUGCUAUUUAAUUGCAUCGAUGGGGCUUCAAAUUCUUUGGAGUUUUGGACUUGCAUGCCUUGAUUUGCAUGCUUUGAGGUCAAAGAAAAGCUUGUACAAUCCUGUUCUAGUGAGCCUCUUUGUUGUUGGUGAUUGGGUUACUUCCAUUCUCUCACUGGCAGCUGCUAGCUCCUCAGCUGGGGUGACAGUUCUUUAUUCGAAAGAUUUGAACUACUGCAAGUUUCCACCGCAUCUUCCUUGUCUCAGGUUCCAAAUUUCUGUAGCCUUGGCUUUUGUCUCAUGGUUUUUCCUUGCUGUUUCAUCCCUUGUCAUGUUUUGGCUGUUGGGGACAGUAUAAAAAAGAACAAUCUCUCUUUCAAAACGCCGUCCUUCUUGAGCACAUCACGAAGCUUUUAAUACUAACUGUUUUUUUGUCAUUAUUGCUGAGUUUAUAGGUUAUAGACCAGGUCCGGGAAAAAGAGAGGAAAUGUUGCUCUUUUUCAUGCUUCUUGGUUCUCUUUUUCCCUGGUGUAGUGGUAUGUAGUUGUCUGGAGUGAAUGGCUGUCAAUGCAUUUUUAUUUUUCUCUAUGUGAAUAGAAAGCACUUGUAUUGUAGGAUUGAAAUGGUUAAUCGUUGUAUGAAACAGUUUUUUUUCUUUUCUUUUUUUAAAUUACGCAUGAAGAUAAUGUAAAGAGUUGGAAUAUAUUUUUCUUUUCACCAAAAACUUUCAUGUACUAGAAA
Humulus lupulus (European hop) is the source of this 1067-nucleotide messenger RNA. RefSeq names its product CASP-like protein 5B2. Gene Ontology annotation, cellular component: membrane. Lineage: Eukaryota; Viridiplantae; Streptophyta; Magnoliopsida; Rosales; Cannabaceae. The record is from RefSeq and is a predicted model, not a curated record. The transcript is spliced from 3 exons. Bases 220 to 684 code for a protein of 154 amino acids.